Messenger RNA from Penicillium subrubescens, 1788 nucleotides. Its product is annotated as MFS transporter. Gene Ontology annotation, biological process: transmembrane transport. The record is from RefSeq and is a predicted model, not a curated record. Lineage: Eukaryota; Fungi; Ascomycota; Eurotiomycetes; Eurotiales; Aspergillaceae. The transcript has 3 exons. Gene Ontology annotation, molecular function: transmembrane transporter activity. The coding region runs from base 1 to 1788 and encodes 595 amino acids.
AUGGACUCCAAAUGGGAUGUAGAGAAAGGCUCAGCACCUGAUGCUAGCCCUAAUACGACCUCCUCUUCCACAACCCAAAGUGUCGAUAAUGUUGCCUAUCGUUCAGAUUCACUAUCUACUACAGCAGCAUCAUCCUAUCUAUCAUCCCGUGAUGAAUUCGAAUAUCUAUCUCAAGUCCCGACUUCACAUUCCCACCGUGUCACCGGCCUGGACCUACAUCCUACCGCAUUGGAACGCAUUGCAACCCAACGAAGCCAACACAAUGCCACCGUCGGCGCCAGUCACAAGAAGAAAACAGAAGAGGCAGGUCCUCUUCCAGAUUUCGGAGCUGGCAAACCCUAUCCACCCCCAUUACCCGACAAGGAGGAAUACGUGGUCGAGUUCGCCGGUCGAGACGACCCUCUCCAUCCCCAAAACUGGCCAACAAGCAAAAAGAUAUUGACGGCUGUCAUCCUGUCUUGGACAACCCUCAAUUCAACAUUCACGAGCAGUAUAUACUCUGCUGCCAUCGGCACCGUGGCGCACGAGUUCGGUGUCUCAAGUGAAGUCAGCACCUUGGGUUUAUCACUCUACGUCCUCGGCUUCGCAAUGGGUCCUAUCGUAUGGGCACCAUUCUCAGAACUGAAAGGUCGACGUCUCCCCCUACUGCUAUCAAUGUUCGGCUUCACAAUCUUUCAAUUCGCCGUUGCAACAGCCGAGAAUCUCCAAACCAUCAUGCUAUGCCGCUUCUUCGGCGGUUUCUUCGGCGCAUGCCCUCUUGCCGUCGUUGCCGCCGUACUGGCAGAUAUCUACAACAAUCGCGUCCGCGGCCUCGCCAUCGUCGUCUUCGCCAUGACAGUCUUCACUGGACCACUAAUCGCCUCAACACUGGGCGGAUUCAUCGUGCAAAGCCUUGGCUGGCGCUGGACCGAAUACCUCACCGGCAUCAUGGGCGCCUCAGCCCUACUAAUUGACCUCUUCCUCCUCCACGAAACAUAUCCCCCAAUCAUCCUAGUCCACAAAGCCGCCGAACUCCGCCGCCGCACAUCAAACUGGGGCAUCCACGCCAAACAAGAAGAAAUCGAAGUCGAUUACCGCGAACUCAUCCAAAAGAACCUCCUCCGACCAAUCAAGCUGCUCUUCCUUGAACCAAUCGUCCUCUUUCUGAGCAUUUACAUGGCCUUCCUUUACGGUCUUUUGUAUCUGUUUCUCACGGCUUAUCCAAUCGUUUUCCAGAAUAUCCACGGUUUCGCGCCGGGUGUUGCUGGACUACCGUAUUGGGGGUUGGUCGUUGGUGAGAUUUGUGGUGGCGUGUAUAUUAUUCUCACGCAGCCGUCGUAUAACCGCAAGUUGGAUGCGAAUGAUGGUGUUCCUGUCCCGGAAUGGCGUAUGCCUCCUGCUAUUAUCGGGAGUGUUGCGUUUGCGGGGGGUUUGUUUUGGUUUGGAUGGUCGGGGUUCAGGGCGGAGAUUCAUUGGGCUGUGCCUAUGGCGUCUGGGUUGAUGAUUGGAUUCGGUUUGUUUUGCAUUUUCUUGGGGGCAUUCAAUUAUAUUAUUGAUGCUUAUACAUCGUUCGCCGCCUCAGCCCUCGCAGCGAACAGUAUCCUCCGAUCCUCCGCUGGUGCCGGAUUCCCUCUAUUCGCUCCCGCCAUGUUCAAGUCAAUGGGGGUAAACUGGGCGAGCACAUUGCUCGGUUGUGUUGCGGUAUUGAUGAUCCCUCUCCCGAUCAUCAUCUACGUCUACGGUCCUAGUAUCCGGGCGAAGAGCAAGUUUGCAACCGUCCAUCUGGCCUUGGAUGGAGACGAUGAAUGA